AUGACCCAGGGCUUCACCGUGAAGGCGAGAGAAAACGCCGUGUCCUCGUCCCAGGUGUUGGGCCCCCCGUCGGCGGGCGCGUUCCGCGAGCGCCCCUCCAAGCCGACGGCGUUUCGCAAGUUUUACGAGCGGGGAGACUUCCCCAUCGCCCUGGAGCACGACACCAAGGGCAACCGCAUCGCGUGGAAGGUGGAGAUUGAGAAGUGGACUACCACCACUACCCUGCCGCUCUUCUUCGAGCGCCUCUGCGAGACGGCGCACCCCUACGAUUUCUUUGCGCCAGGUGUGCACGACCUCCUGGAGCACGGCGCCGCCAAGGUCCUCCCCGUCAUCCCGCAACUCAUCAUCCCCGUCAAGAAUGCGCUGAACACGCGCAACACGCAGGUGAUGUGCACGUCGCUCAAGGUGCUGCAGCACCUGGUGCUGUCGGCCGACAUGGUGGGUGAGGCGCUGGUGCCCUACUACCGCCAGAUUUUGCCCAUCCUCAACAUCUUCAAGAACAAGAACCGGAACUCUGGCGACGAGAUCGACUACAGCCAGCAGAAGCGCGAGAACGUGGGCGAGCUGAUCGAGGAGACGCUGGAGACGCUGGAGCGCCACGGCGGCGAGGAUGCCUUCAUCAACAUCAAGUACAUGGUGCCCACCUACGAGUCCUGCCUGCUCAACUAGCCGGGACCCCAACCCAACCAGCCGGGCCUCUCCCCCCCCCCCCCUCAACCAGUCGCCCCCCCCACCCCCCCCUCAACCAGUCGCCCCCCCCCCCCACCCCCCCCUCAACGAGCCCGGCCCCCCACUCAACUACCCGGGCCCCCCACUCAGCUUGCCCAGCCUCCCGCGACUGGCCCAACCCCCUCUCCCGCCGCUCUACUGAGAUGGUUUAAAUAAAGUUUUUCAAUCAGUGUGAGUCAUGUCCACCGACGUGUGCGAGCGUGAGGAGCAGUGGCGCUAUGGUUAGCACUGCAUUGCGCCACGAACCCGGCCACCCGAGUUCGAUUCCCGUUCACGGCCACCAACACCAGUGACGAAUAUCUGAACCGGUGCAGGGCAUCCCCUGGGUUGACUCAGCCUUAAACUUUGGGUAGGCAAAGGCGGCCGGGCGCGGUGCUUUCCACCCACCCCCUCGUGUGGCGUGCCGGCCUUCAUAGGUGUUACUGACUCACAGCACUUGCCCCUACGGUCUGUUGAAGGCUAUACGGGGGAUCUUUGUCAUAUUCGCACACACUCUUCCCCCCCACCUCCAGCAGAGAGACAAUGCACGCAGCUUUAACUCUCCAGCUGUAGCGAGUGCUGCUGCCCUCGGGCCGUUCCACCGGGGGUCGGAAUAGAACGCGCCCGCCAGAGGACGUCCACUGGGGAGAUGGAGCGGUCCAUGAGAUUGGCUCCUAGACGGAUCGUUCCACGGCGUGGCCUUACGGAGAUGAUACAGGCGGCUUAGGAGGGGGGGUGGGAGUCCUUUAUCGGGCAGUGGAUAGUUCAUGGCUGGUGAUGAUGAACCUGGUUUGAACUUAAAUGUUCUCGGCUUGUGACUCAGCACUGUGGACCAGGCGGCGAGGGUUGGUGGAUCACACGCAGAUGCCGUGAAACUUCCUUCCAUGGGUGUCGAGGAGGAGCCUCACCCUCCUGGCUCGCCAGGAGAAGGUGGUAAUAGCAAAACAUGUUGACUCCAUCUGUUCCAUCUGUACGGGAUGGAGCCAACGUAGCCAACCGAUUAACAGGGUCGGGUGUGUACGGUGAGAAAGAAGUUGGAAGUUCAAGGGGUAAAGUGCUUAGCCAAUCUUCUUGGUUCUUUCGGUAAAGUCACGUAGAAGGGAAGUAAUAAAAUAAUAAAAAUAAAACAUAAUAAAACAAUUCUCACGACGUUUCGGCCACAACGCAAGCAGCCGUCCUCAGGUGAAAACCAGGUCCGUCGAGGCGACAGAGUCUGAAUGAAACAGCACACGGGCUUGGAGCAUAUAUAUAAGCUGGGCGCAUUGACAA
Molecule: messenger RNA, 1977 nt
Organism: Lethenteron reissneri (Far Eastern brook lamprey)
Lineage: Eukaryota; Metazoa; Chordata; Hyperoartia; Petromyzontiformes; Petromyzontidae
Product: parkin coregulated gene protein-like
Cellular component (GO): vesicle; cytosol; neuron projection
Molecular function (GO): Hsp70 protein binding; Hsp90 protein binding
Source: RefSeq, a predicted model, not a curated record